Messenger RNA from Nymphalis io (European peacock), 2516 nucleotides. RefSeq names its product RING finger protein 10. Bases 289 to 2466 code for a protein of 725 amino acids. Lineage: Eukaryota; Metazoa; Arthropoda; Insecta; Lepidoptera; Nymphalidae. Gene Ontology annotation, molecular function: transcription cis-regulatory region binding; metal ion binding. The transcript is spliced from 11 exons. The record is from RefSeq and is a predicted model, not a curated record. Gene Ontology annotation, biological process: positive regulation of transcription by RNA polymerase II.
UUAUCUGGCUGGCUGCCGGCUGGAGAGCUGGUCGCCAUAUUAGUGGCGGAUUAAAACAAUUUGUUUUCACUUGUUAUUUUCGUCCUUAUCGGCGAAAGGGAGUAUAACAUACUCCCUUUGUGUGUUAAAAGUUAUAUAUCCAGUGUAUUAAUUACUAGUUUAGCUGAUUUUUAAGGAAAAUAUAUUUUUCUCUUCGAUUUGUAUUAUAAACAUGGCUUUUUAAAAUGUCGGCCCUGAACGUAAAAUACUUUCCUCCUUGCGGAGUAUCCCGCUUUAUUGUAUUUGUGGAUGUUGGAAGAAUCAAGAAUGGACAAGAAAUCUAUAAAUCGUUCCGUUUUACAACAGUCGAGGGCCUCCGCCAUCGACUGUAAAAAAAGUACAGAAUCGACGCACAAACCUUGGCCCCGGAAUAACAAGAAACGUGAAGGAACUGGCAGUGUACCUAAAAAUGAGCCAAAUCGAAAAAAUAUACCAUCACAGAGGGGUAGAGGUCAAAUGGAUAAGCGCCCGAAGGCCCGUGGUUCCACCGAUUUCGUUGUGGGUAGAACGCAGAACACCAGGUUAGAAGAGGAUGAUGAACCUGAAAUAGGUUCUGUGUUUACACCUGGAAGCAAAAAGCAAAAUUUGACCCAUUUGCUAAACUUCAUGUAUCCCACUCGUGCCCGAGAAGAUGGAAGGGGUCCUACUCCACGACGUCCUGGCCAGCAACGGGUCUCUUAUAAACAUGAACAUGAUCUCUACCUCCGAGCUUAUUGUCAGUUUGUGGUCAGGGAAGAUGGAGAUUACAAGUUAAAUUUGAUGGAUCCAGACUUGCCUCUUAAAUGGGAGCUAAUUGAGGAAAUUGUGGUGAGAAGUACUGGCAGGUCUGAAUGUCCAAUAUGUUUGGGUGCCCCUAUAGCAGCUAGAGUUGGUCACUGCGGCCAUGUUUACUGUUGGGCAUGUAUCCUGCACUAUGCUGCAGCUCAUGAGAAGCAACCUCCACCAUGUCCUGUUUGUGCUACGUCGUUACAAGUUGCUAAUAUGAAACCUACUCGCAUAGUGCAGUGGGAUUCUCCUGCAGAUGAGGUAACAAUGCGCCUUGUUCGACGAUUACGUGGUUCAACUAUAGUAGAAGUGGCACCACCUCGUGGCCAGAUGAAAGACACUGAAGAGCAUAUACUGCCUCUAGAAAUCCUUAACGAGGCUCCUUAUGCUAAAUUAUUCUUUGCAACAAAACAACAAAUUAUGGAUAUUAUGGAAAGAGACAAAAAUGAAAUAAAAAAUCAGAUUUUAGCAGAAAUUGAUACAACCGAAAUAUUUUACUUGGAACAGGCAUUGGAAAUGCUUAAAUUAAAGGAACGGAAGAUUAAACUCCAGAAUGAACAACCUAAGAAUAUGGACCCAAUUUCUAAACAAGAUGUUCCAACAGUGUUUGAGAAACAGGCAGUAUCUGAUAAGAAAUUAGACUGGUUUGAUGUAAAUGAUGAAGGUGCUACAUGCUUAGAAGAUGUUGAAAAUAAAAUGGAAUCUUUAAAUUUACAUUCAAAUUUAAACCCUGACGCUAUAGCCUUUGAAUAUGAUAUAAAUGAAAACCCAGUUGAAGAGUUCCCACUUGUUGAAAGCCCUUUGAGCAGUGAAGUACCAGAUGAGUCUAUUUUUACAGACAUUGACAAACAAAAUCAAACUAAAUAUUUUUAUUUCUACCAAGCUGAAGAUGGUCAGCAAGUAUUUCUGAACAGCCUUAAUGUGCGCAUUUUAAAUGCUUCCUGGGGUGUUUUGGCCGCUGCACCGAGUAUUAUACGUGGCCGUGUGCUACACCGAGAAACUUACUCACUAAAUGACCAGACAAGGAAACACAUGCCCUACACAGCCCACUUGCCUCUGCACUGCUCCUUUGAUAUUGUGGAACUUGAUUUACAACCCCCACAUGUUACUAAUGAAGCUCUGGGAAAUUUUGCAGCUGAACUAGAACGUCGGGCAAGAAGUCGAGCUAAGCAUGAGCGCGAUGAACGUCGUCGAGAAAGAGCAUAUCGUCGCCUUAUGGAAGGGCCACCUAAACCUGAUUUCUCAUCUGAACUAUUGUUUCCAUCCGCACUUCCUACAUAUGGUAGUCCACCGAAUCCAUCCUAUGGUAGUCCACCAUAUAUGGAAGUUCCGAUACAGAACUUUUAUCAAUCUCCAUCUAUGAGCACUGUUUUAUCUCCACAAAUGGAACAGGCGAGCACUUCUACAAGCUCAUCAUCAACCGGACUUUCAUUUGCUAAGAUGGCUAGUGCUAGUGGCACUUGGCGUGUUCGUAAAACAGUACCACCUCCGCCACCCGCAGUUAACGAAGAUGAAUCGUCUGGACCGCGCGCUUUAGUACUAAGCGAUGCUAUAGAAGCAGCACUUCUGGCCACCAGCCCUAUAUCACAACCAUCAGGAAAAAAGAACAAAAAGUCCAAACAAAAGGUUCUUUUCGCUACUGGAAUGCAUCGUGCUCCUUAGAGUAUUUCCACCAUUGUCAUGUCAUGUUUCGAAAAAUAAAAAUCUUAUUU